Messenger RNA from Trachemys scripta elegans, 814 nucleotides. RefSeq names its product ras-related and estrogen-regulated growth inhibitor-like protein. The coding region runs from base 52 to 717 and encodes 221 amino acids. The transcript has 4 exons. The record is from RefSeq and is a predicted model, not a curated record. Lineage: Eukaryota; Metazoa; Chordata; Testudines; Emydidae. Gene Ontology annotation, molecular function: GTPase activity; GTP binding.
GCAGAGCCCCAGCGCCCGCCCCGCUCCCUGCUCCGCGCCCCGGGAUUACAAAUGGUCGUUCAGCUCCGCCCCGCGCCCCAGCAGCCCGGCAGGAUGUCCGAAGGGAGCCAGCCCAAAGUGGAAGCCAAUAUCCUGGUGCUGGGCGCAGAGAAAGUGGGGAAAUCCGCUCUGACAGUCCGAUUCCUCACCCGGAGGUUUAUUGGUGAAUACGGGGAUAUUGAAUCCGUUUACACGCACAACGUGAUGGUCGGAGGCAGAGACGUUUGCUUCAGCAUCUGGGACUCUACCUGCCCCCAGGCCGCCGAGCUCCAGGGCUGGGUGAGCGAGAAGCAGCUGCGUUGGGCGGACGGCUUCGUCGUGGUCUACAGCAUCUGUGACCGCUCCAGUUUCCACCUGGCCCGCCAGCAGCUCCAGCGCAUCCGACAACUGAAGAGACGGGGCGGUUCCGAGAAAGCGCCCGUCAUCCUAGUGGGCAACAAGCGGGACCUGCAGCACCGGCGGGCCGUCUCCAGCGAGGAAGGGCGGCUCCUGGCCCUCUCCACGAACUCGGGCUUCUUCGAGAUCUCGGCCGCCGAGACGUACCACGGCGCCCUGGUGGUCUUCCACGAGCUCCUCGACCUGGUGCGGGACUCCAGGAGCUCCGGCAAGAAGGCCGUGGGCAUCCGUGGCAUCGUCCGCACCAUGUCGGCCGUCUUUGGGAGGAGGAGGACAGAGUAAGCGAGGAGGGGCCCCGUGAAGAGAGCUCGGAUCCUGGGGACAACAGAACGUAGCCGGAACCACGUGCCAGUGGCUUGGGUGUCACCAGUUCCUCGGC